Molecule: messenger RNA, 1197 nt
Organism: Pseudomyrmex gracilis
Lineage: Eukaryota; Metazoa; Arthropoda; Insecta; Hymenoptera; Formicidae
Product: odorant receptor 13a-like
Exons: 4
Coding region: 1-1197 (398 amino acids)
Biological process (GO): detection of chemical stimulus involved in sensory perception of smell; sensory perception of smell
Cellular component (GO): plasma membrane
Molecular function (GO): olfactory receptor activity; odorant binding
Source: RefSeq, a predicted model, not a curated record
AUGGCGAGUGAACGAUGGAAGGACGAUAUCGCGUACGCGAUGACCCCCUUCAAGUUGUUAACGUGGCCCAUAGGCGUUUGGCCGCUCCAAGUUUAUAACGUCUGCUCGCUAAUACGAUGCGUCGUGGCUACUUGUUGCAUGAGCACAAUAGUGAUCUUGCCUUCCAUGGAGAUUUACAUGGGCUGCACGAACGCGGAGCAGAACAUAGACAGCCUCAUGCUGAUCUGUUGCGGAAUACUCGGCGUUCUAAAGACGAUAUGUUUCCGUAUUCACGCGGAAAAUUUGACCAGCAAUUACGGCUCGGCCUUGAACGAUUACACGACGGUCGAAGGCAAGGAAUAUCGCGCGGUCAUGCGAAGACACGCUUCCAUCGGCAGGAUUCUCUCCUGUUCCAUGGUGUGCUUCUCGUAUUUUAGCGUUAUGAUAUAUUCGCUAAUUCCGCUUCUAGGUGAUACCGAAGACGUCUACGUCAAUGUAACGAGCGAGGAAAUCAAUUUGGAAUAUCCAAUGCCGUCUAGAUGCGCGUUAAAGUAUCUCAGGAUACCGACGAGCGUUUAUAUUGUGUACAGAAUCGUCUGUUUCCUCGAGUUUGUCAUUCUAAUACUUACGUGCACCUGCAAUCACGGUAACGACUCUUUAUUUCUCAACAUAACGUUGCACAUGUGCGGCCAAGUGAAAAUUCUUAAGGAUCGAUUUGUGAACUUCGAUAUCGUAAGUUCGCGAGUCCACGAUCGUUUCAACGCUUUGAUUCAGCGACACGGCUAUUUAAUAGAGAUAGCCAAAAAACUCGCGGAAACAAUCAGCAUCGUUUGUCUGACGCAGUUGUUCAUUAGCAGCGUGCUUUUAUGUAUAAUGGGAUUUCAGUUUAUCUUAGCGUUAAAUGCCAGCAACGUUGUUAUGAUGGGAAAAAGUUUCAUGGUGCUGUGCACAAUGCUGACGCAAUUGACGGUGUACAGCUUUGUCGGUGAUCACUUGAAAUCUCAGAUGGAAGAGAUCGGGCCGUUUGUCUACCAAAGCGUUUGGUACGAUCUUCCCGCGAAACUAACGAGAAACUUACCGUUCAUCAUUAUGCGAACACAAUCACCCGUCAAGUUGCAAGCUGGAAAUUUUAUCGUGGUAAAUCUGGCCACUUACAUGAGCAUCCUGAAAACAUCUAUCUCGUAUCUGUCUGUGUUGCGCGUAAUGGUAGAAACGUAA